AUGAGAGAUGAGAACUCUAUUCGAUACUUUAUGGAGAAUGAGACCUUGAUACAUAACGUCAUUCCGUUUUUAAAGGAACAGGAAAUGCUCGCCCUCAUGUGUGUGAACAAGAGGGUGUGCACGGCGGUGCACUCGGCACCUCAUCUCCCGUAUCUCUCGACACCUUUUUUGUCAAAAAUGCUGAGUGAGCACAAAGCACCUGUGAGGGUUUAUGUCGAUAAUUAUAACUGUUUUAUGACUAAGAACGACGACGUGACAGUAUCUUAUCGCCACGCAUUUAACACUCCAUGCGUCCCUCCUUAUAUGCCAAUAAGGAAAAACAUAUCUGUGUUGAACAUCCCAAUACACCACGAUUACAACAUUGACCUCUCUACAUUCCCACAUCUCACAAAACUGGUGGUGACUGUGUUCUCACAACCACACCAAGAUCUUCCUCCUCUUGUGCUCAAGAGUUUCCACGUCCAUCUAAGUUCAGCGAAUGACAUUCCUUCUUUGAACCGAAUGACCAAAGUCAUUUCCCCAACUACCGUCUAUUUAAGAUCUCCGCGAUCAUACAAUAUUGCAGAGAUCAAAGCGAUAAUGCCUGGUGCUGUUGUAGUCACUCCAAAAUUGUACGACAUAUCACAACUCAGUAAAGUUCACUACGUUCUCGACUCCAUCCAGAUAGAAACAAAAACCGUGUCAUGUUUCUCAUUGCACGCCGAAAUGGCAUUCGACAACAACAACGAUUUUAUCAAGCAGCGCAUGAUACAAUCUGCGUGCGUCUACGGUUCUCUCAAAAGCAUUCCAACAACACCUCUCCGAUUUACUGACAUCAUCUUAUUUGGAGUUACACUUCCUUCCUCUGGUCAGCUCUCCUUUGUUGGUGCCAAGAACCUUUCGGUUUACAAAUGUUCGAAUAUAUCGACACUUCACUUCGACAAGUGUGAUUUGCAAUCUCUUACCUUUUCUCGUAACAGUUGUCUAUCCUGUUUUAGGAUCCCAAGUACCAUAACCUCUUUGGACGCGUCGCAGUGGAAGCCAGUGACCAUCCCAAACUUCAAAUUUCUACGAAAUUUAUGUCUCUCAAAUUGUCCAACAUUCCGCCACCUUUCAAUCCCAUUUUCUGUCACGUCUCUCACACUCAAAAACUGCGAGAAAAUCCGAAAAAUCUCAACUCAAAAUCUCAUUCUCCAAAAAAUGGAACUUGAAAAUGUGGGAGAACUCAAAUCUUUAUAUUUUCCAACGACAUUGGUGGACCUCACUCUUGACAGUGUUGCGUUGCCGGUGUGCGACUGUUCAUCGCUCUUGAAACUAACAAAGUUGGUCGUGAGCAACUGCCCCAAACUCACGAAAAUAACCAUCACCAACGAAAUCAGUUCUCUCGAGAUUUCUUCGUGUGAGCUUUUGACUUCGUUUGUUCUUCCUCAGUUGAGGAUAAAUGAUCUUCUCAUUUCGGCGUGCA
Molecule: messenger RNA, 1444 nt
Organism: Entamoeba invadens IP1
Lineage: Eukaryota; Evosea; Mastigamoebida; Endamoebidae
Exons: 1
Source: RefSeq, a predicted model, not a curated record